UGUCAGCCUCGUCUCCUCUAUUUAAAAGAAUUUGACGGCAAAUUCUGCGCAGCAGUAGCGGCAGUAGCAACGCCGCGUGUCGUCCGGCGUCCUCCGGUCCGACUGCGCGUCUCCGCCGUGCUCCCGCCCGAGGAGCGCCAAGUCCACCGCAUUGCUCACUGCAGUGUGUCCGCGCUUGAGGAGAUGGCAGCAGCUGCGCUCAAAUCUGUCUGUCUUUCCGCCUUUGACUACAAAACUGAGAAAUAUGUCAUUGCGCAGAACAAGCGUGUGGGAAUUCUGUACCGAGUGGUGCAAUUGGCAGUGCUGGGAUACAUCGUGGGCUGGGUUUUCCUGACAAAGAAAGGUUACCAAGAAACAGAGGAAUCCAUACAGAGCACGGUGAUUACUAAAUUAAAAGGAGUCACCCUCACUAACAGCUCAGACACAGGAGUGCGACUGUGGGAUGUGGCAGAUUAUGUGGUUCCUCCUCAGGGGGAGAACAUUUUCUUUGUUGUAACAAAUAUGAUAGAAACUCGAAAUCAGUCCCCUGGAUACUGUGCAGAGAGUUUCUCAGUGAAAGAUGCCUUAUGCAACUCAAAAGAAGACUGCACUCCUGGGGAAGCUGUCAUAGCAGGCCAUGGAGUAAAGACAGGUGUCUGCUUGAAAAAGGACACUAACUCCACGGGCACAUGUGAGAUUUUUGCUUGGUGUCCGAUUGAGAGAAGUGGGAAACCAGAAAAACCAUUAUUAGCCAAAGCAGAAAACUUUACAGUUUACGUAAAGAACUCUAUAAGAUUUCCAAAUUUCAAAUUUGCCAAGUCAAAUGUUUUGGAUACAAGUGAUAAUUCAUAUUUGAAGUCCUGUCAGUAUGAUAAAUUCCACAGUCCCUACUGUCCAAUUUUCCGCCUUGGUGAUGUUGUACGUUGGGCUGGUCAUGACUUUCAGGAUAUGGCAACAGAGGGAGGUGUCAUUGGGAUUUUCAUUGAGUGGAACUGUGACCUGGACAAAUCUGCUUCUAAAUGCAAUCCUCGGUACUCUUUUAAUAGGCUGGAUCUUAAGUCUUCUCCUAUGUCUGUCACUUCUGGCUAUAACUUCAGGUAUGCAAAGUAUUACAAAAACAGCAAAGGAGAGGAUUACAGAACACUUAUCAAAGUCUAUGGGAUCCGGUUUGAUAUCAUGGUGAAUGGAAAGGCAGGAAAGUUUAACAUCAUUCCAACAGUCAUCAAUAUCGGCUCUGGCUUGGCUCUGAUGGGGGCGGGUGCCUUCUUCUGUGAUCUUGUGCUGCUCUACAUGAUGAAAAAAAGUACUGUUUACCGAGAAAGGAAAUAUGAAUCUGUAGCGAAAAGUAAAAAGAAAGAGGAAGGUAAAGCUUUUUCCAAUGGAAAAGAGUCUACGAAAAAGAAAAUAGAACAAGAAUGUCUAACAGACUUGUCACCUGAGGCCUAAAGAAUAUGAGCACUAGGUUUUCUGUGAAAAUUAGUGCAUACACUAUAUGCAAUGUGGAGAUGAAAAGGGUGACAUUAGGGAUUAAGAAUUAAUAACUCUGGGCAUGUCCUUCCUGACACUUACCUACUCAAUACCAGUAAACACCUUCAGAGAGCACGGGCCUUCUUCACACUGACAUGUUGUUGGUAGUUAGUGGCAACAAAGAACUAAAGACCAAAUUCUGGAGUUGACAUCUGUGUUAAAAAAAAAACCAUCACAGUGAAGUCUUUUUGAAGUAAAGAUUACCUUUGAAAAAACAGAAGAUUUUUCUCUCUUUCUUUAGAAGAGUAUGACAUUCGCUUGAUUCCCAGAAUAGCAAAUUGGAGGAUUUCAUUGGCACACAGUGCAGCCAUGGUCAGUUCUAAAAGGGCAACAUGACUUAAAGCUUAAGAUAUUAACUCCAUGAUUAUUUCUGGUUAUGUGAUGCCUGGAUGACUUGAGUGGCAUUUUUGAGGCAUUUAUCAGUUUGUGAAUAUGUUUGCCAGCCUGGGAAAGAGGCCAUAUUCCUACAACUAGCUCAACAUAAUGUCAUCCUUUCAUCAUAUAUUUCUCAUUUGCUGUUACAAUUCCUUCAUACACCCUUGAAAUGUUCUGUUGAAUUAAAAAUGAUAUACAGUAUUUCCUUUGAAGAUUGGUAUGGUGACACAAACGUUAGUGCUGUUAACUCAUUUUCUGAAGUGAGACGCUGUGGUUUCUUAUAAUCUGUGUGAAGCUGCGGGGCUUGAAUGUGUGCCCGGUGGCUGAUGGGCUUUCUGUUAACAUUUGUUUCCAGAAUAAGCAUGGAUCUCAGGAAGACCGAUUUGCUUUAAGCAUUUUUGAAAAAAGAUGGAAGAGCAUUUUACAUAUUAUUUAUAUUAUAUAUAUAUAUAUAUAUUUU
Molecule: messenger RNA, 2341 nt
Organism: Polypterus senegalus (gray bichir)
Lineage: Eukaryota; Metazoa; Chordata; Cladistia; Polypteriformes; Polypteridae
Gene: p2rx5
Product: purinergic receptor P2X, ligand-gated ion channel, 5
Exons: 12
Coding region: 184-1425 (413 amino acids)
Biological process (GO): monoatomic cation transmembrane transport; response to ATP
Cellular component (GO): nuclear inner membrane; plasma membrane
Molecular function (GO): purinergic nucleotide receptor activity; extracellularly ATP-gated monoatomic cation channel activity
Source: RefSeq, a predicted model, not a curated record